AUGGGGAGCAUCAGCUGCUGCCUCCUGCUCGCCCUGGCCCUGCUCAGCCUCCGCGCCGCUGCUGCCAGGAAGUGUGACCUGCAGGGACUGUGGAGGAACGAGCUGGGCUCCAACAUGACCCUCUCGGCCCUGGACGCGGCCGGGACCUUCUCGGGUUCCUACCACACCGCCGUGGCGGCCACCAACAAGCAGAUCCUGGUGUCACCCCUGCAAGGGGCCCAGCAGCACCCCGGUGCCAAGGGGCAGCCCACCUUCGGCUUCACCGUGCAGUGGCAGUUCGCAGAUGCUACCACUGCCUUCGCGGGGCAAUGCUUCGUGGAUGUGGCCGGGAAGGAGACACUGACCACCAUGUGGCUGCUGCGUGAAGCCGUUGGGUCCCUCGAGGAGGACUGGAAAGCCACGAGGGUGGGCAGAAAUGUCUUCACACGCAAACGCACCCCAAAAGGAAAGAUCCUGCUGAGCUUGUCCCCAUCCUGUGAGGAUGCAUAUUCGCUUGCCCCAUGAUGGCAUGCUCCGGCUGCAGGCCGGCCCCCCCAAGGCAAGCAAAACCAGCCUCUCACAUAAAAAUAGAAUUUAAAAAUCA
This is a messenger RNA of Pygoscelis adeliae (Adelie penguin), 583 nucleotides long. RefSeq names its product avidin-like. NCBI's taxonomy places the organism in Eukaryota, Metazoa, Chordata, Aves, Sphenisciformes, Spheniscidae. Bases 1 to 504 code for a protein of 167 amino acids. The record is from RefSeq and is a predicted model, not a curated record. The transcript has 4 exons. Gene Ontology annotation, molecular function: biotin binding.